AUGUUGGGAACAAUUUUAAAAAGUCAAAACAGGCAGAGAAUGGUUUCGUUUCGUUUCGGUAACAGCAGCAACAAACAGAACAGAAUAGUGUUGAGAAACUAUUAUGACCGAGAACAUUAUACUAAUAAUUAUGAAAUAAUUAAGCCACAGCCAACAGUCCCAGGUGGUCACGUGCAAUGCUGGAGGGACAAAUUAACAUUUGACACACCAUUUGGCCUCUUAACCUUACAUUUUGAUGGCACAACAUUAACAAAAUAUUUCAUUGCAAUCCAGAUUAAAUUUGAAGAAGUUGAAUCAAUUUACGUAACUUAA
This is a messenger RNA of Helobdella robusta, 312 nucleotides long. RefSeq lists its product as hypothetical. The record is from RefSeq and is a predicted model, not a curated record. Bases 1 to 312 code for a protein of 103 amino acids. The transcript has 5 exons. Lineage: Eukaryota; Metazoa; Annelida; Clitellata; Rhynchobdellida; Glossiphoniidae.